Molecule: messenger RNA, 807 nt
Organism: Phytophthora infestans T30-4
Lineage: Eukaryota; Oomycota; Peronosporomycetes; Peronosporales; Peronosporaceae
Product: diacylglycerol O-acyltransferase, putative
Exons: 2
Coding region: 1-807 (268 amino acids)
Biological process (GO): lipid metabolic process
Source: RefSeq, a predicted model, not a curated record
AUGGAGGCUUUCGUCCCAGUGCUGCUCCUCACUAUCACAGCUUACAUGUACGAGUUCACGUAUCGCGGACACCCGCACCAAACGGGCUGUAGAGAGCGUCUUGAUUGGAUAUAUGGUCACAGCUUUCUCAUUGAGACCGUCAAGCGGUACUUUAGCGAAAAGAUAAUUCGCAUGGCACCCCUGGAUCCCAAGAAGCAAUAUGUACUGGGCUUUCAUCCACACGGCAUCACACCGACCUCAGUUAUGUGGCUCCAGUUCAGCGCAGAAUGGCGAAGGUUGUUCCCGAACUUCUACGCGCACAUUUUAACUGCCGGCAUUAUGCAUGCACUGCCACUUGCUCGGGACAUCCUUCAGUUCUUGGGGUCACGAGAAGUUACCCGACAAGCCUUCACAUAUACUCUUCAGCACAACGAGAGUGUGUUGCUGGUGCCGGGUGGCCAAGCCGAGAUGUUAGAGCAGCGAUCUGGUCAGAAGGAGGUUCGGGUGUACACACAUCACAAAGGUUUCAUCCGCCUCGCAAUCGAGCAUGGAGUACCGUUGGUCCCCGUCCUCAGCUUCAACGAGGGCGAGAUGCUGGACAACAUCCAGGCUCCCAUGCUCCAGCGCUGGUUCGUUAUAAAGCUCGCGUUCCCAUUCCCAUUUUUCCCCUACGGUCGUGCAUUGCUGCCGAUCCCGCGCAAAGUACAAAUUCCUAUCGUGGUGGGAGCACCUCUGGAGGUGCCACACAUGAAGAAACCCAGCCAUGAAGAUAUCGAUAAAUACAAGGAUGAAGCUGGAUGCGGCGACUACAAGCUCAUUUACGUCUGA